AUGUCGAGCCUCAAAGAUAUCAUGGAUGUAGACGUGGAACCCUUCGAAUCCCAAGCCUAUAGAAGGUCCAGGGAAGCCGCACAACAACAAGCCUCCUUCCCUCCCAUCGCUCCAUCAACCGAGACCCCAUCUCCUCCCGUCGAUGAUAUCAACACAGGAAAGACUACCAUCAAGCGGCGCAGAUCCAAUCGAGUCUCCAGUUCUACUGGGCAGCCCACAGCAGCUCGGCAAGGCAUAGCACGACGGCGAAGCAGUGCCACAGGAGAAGAUAUGGAUUUCACUUCUGUGUAUCAAGCUGGAGGAUCGAACCAGGCGAGCAACUCAGGAAGUCCUCAGCAGUCAUCCAGAGGUUCAGAGCCAGCGACGGAUAUGCCAGUGAAAUAUACACCGGUAACGGGACGAAUCAGUCGAGCAAAGAAAGGUGUUCCAGUCCAUACAUGUGACAUAUGUCGACCGGUCAAGACUUUCACAAGAGCGGAACAUUUGAGACGUCACCAAUUGAGCCAUCAGAAGCCUGCAUACCCAUGUACCUUUGAGGAUUGCGAGCGAGCAUUCCAUAGACCAGAUUUACUUGCUCGGCAUCUACAUAGACAUGAAACACAAGGAGAAAAGCCAUACAAAGCUGGAGACCACCGGAGCAGUAGAGCGUCUUCAACCGACACAGAAAGUAGGACGCCAGAUUUGAAAGUAGAACCUCCAGCUCUCGGCAUUGCCAUGCAGGCCUCUCCGACCGAUUCCAUGACUCCUAGGACUAGUGGGAGUGGUGAAAGCUCCAUGACUACUACGGGUUUCAAUACAAUCACCAGUAGCUUUCAAGCUGUGAACUUCUCUCCGGCCUCUGGCAAUAAGAGAUCAGCAACCCAAGCCCAGCUCCCUGAUUCGGAUGGAUACCCGAGUACUUCACCUGGACCAAGCACAUCUAGGACAACAGGAUCAUUUGAUAGAAUGCCGGACCAGAGCAAUUUCAGUAGUGAUGUCCAGCAGGUAUUUGGAGACGCGUUCGGAGAGGGAGGCACUUCUCAAUUCACGAACUAUACUACAGCUCCACAGCAGCCUCUUCUUCCCCUUCUGAGAAUUCCAGAGGAGAAUUGGAUCCCCGGCCUGUCCUACAACAACUCUCCUUGGUGCUCAUCCGCAUCAGACAGCACCUACUCCACUCAAUCAGAUUGCUCCCGAAACGGGCCACACUUGAUUCCAAGAGACAGGUCUCAAUCAAUAGCCACACUUCCUGAUUGGCCACUAUCAGCAGGUACUCACUGGUCCCCCCACGGUCUAAGCACAACUCCCCAAGAGAUCCGGAGUCCGGGAUAUGAUGCCGUUUUAGAACGAUAUGAGACACAUACUCCAUUUGCCUCUCCUCGAAUGAACUCGCCGAUUUCAUCUCGAGGACAGCUCUUGGAUGUGCCCAAUUCUUAUGGGAACUUUUUCAUGGAAACAGUGGGUACUCCAGCCCUCUCGACGUAUAUAAGCAAGCCUUUGGCUCAACAUUUUCCAGCAUCCCCUUCAAGAACUUCAAACCCCGGAUUGGACAUCCUUAGAGGAAAGAAGGACUUGGUGGAGUCCCACCAUUUAGGCACCUUCCCUAUCAACUCCACAUCUGCCUUUCAGCAAUCUCAACCCCAACUCGACAUGUACAUUUCUUGCUACUGGCAGUCCUUCGACAGUUUCUUCCAUAUCAUACACCGACCUACUUUCGAUCUCAUUGACCAUAAUUUACUCAAAUCCGCCAUGGCUGCGAUAGGAACCCAAUAUCACGAUUCUCCCGAGGCACGCGCAAAAGGAGCCGAACUGAACGAUUAUUGCAAGAAGAAUAUCGAACUGUGUCUGAAUUGGGACCUCCAGACGAUGCAGGCAAUCUUGCUUACCGAGAUAUUUACCCGUUUUCGAGGUCGUAAAACGAACGUUCGAUUGUCCCGCCACUUUGAAGAACUAUAUACUAGACUUCUGGAUGAAUCUGAUCCAAGCAAUAGAACGAUGUCCAACCAAAGCCCCGGCGAUGCUUCCUCAGCUGAUGCUCUCCUUGAUCGCUUUGGAGCGCAAGCAAAUUUACAAGCAUCGAAAAGCUCUAGCCCGAAUGGCGAUUGGUACUCGUGGGUUGAAACUGAAUCCAGGCAAAGGCUUCUCAGUGGCUGUUUCAUCUUUGAUAUCCAUCAAUCUAUGUAUCAUCAGCAACCCAGGUCUAGGGUUCCUCGCGACCUGUCAAGCUCUCUUGUGUGCCAACCAUGUCCGGAGAGCCUUUGGACCGCCAGUAACCCCUCUGAAUGGCAAACACAGAGAUCGAGCUCGGACAUUCAGCCAAUUCAUCUGAUUGAAAAAGACAUGGAUCAAUCCAUUCUUACCCCGCUUUCAUUUACCCAAACCCUUCAGAUCUGCUGGUUUGUUUCGCGGCUUCCGUUUCGAGAUGAUCCCACGCAUCCCAACGAGCAUUUCCCGCAAGCCAUGCAUCCCGAUAUCGAGAACUUCAUGUAUCUGUUCCCCAACACUCCACUUGCGCACUCGUACAUGGCACUGUACCACACACCGCUUCAUAGUCUUUUGGCCGUUGCAGGGGACACCUGGCUGUUCGCACAGAAGCUCAGUCCACCAUCUGCUUUCCAGGCUGCCCUGUCGAAGCUGAAGGCAUGGUCCAGUUCUCUCGCCGCAGCGCAAGCUGCUCACCACGCCUGCGAGCUGAUUGCUCAGACACUCUCUCAACCUCUUACAUUCUCAUCUGAUGGUAACAUGACGACCACUCUCUGUUGUAUAACCGACUACUGGGCUCUCUACGUCUCUGCCCUCAUCUGCUGGGCUUUCGGGCACCGCUAUCAAAGCUUAAACGCAAGCGGGGCCUCUGGAACCCUCACUCGCAGUAGCUCUUCCACAGAGAUCCGAUCCAUGGACACGGAUGAUACACCGCUCUCUGAUGACCUCCGCCUUAAAGUCCUCACUUACACCAACGGAAUGUUAGAGCUCCCUGUUGAUGAGCUGCUGACGAAUAAGGCGAGGAUGAAAGGCGAAACCGCCGGUAUCAUUGAUGCUGUUCGACAACGCCUAGAGAUUGAGAGUGUCGGCAACAAGUGUGGACUUCUUGUCGAUGCCAUUGUUGUGCUUACAAAACUCCGGAAGGCGGGUGGCAAGACACAUUGGUUCUAG
This is a messenger RNA of Cadophora gregata, 3132 nucleotides long. RefSeq lists its product as uncharacterized. The record is from RefSeq and is a predicted model, not a curated record. Gene Ontology annotation, molecular function: DNA-binding transcription factor activity, RNA polymerase II-specific; RNA polymerase II cis-regulatory region sequence-specific DNA binding; zinc ion binding. Gene Ontology annotation, cellular component: chromatin. The transcript has 6 exons. NCBI's taxonomy places the organism in Eukaryota, Fungi, Ascomycota, Leotiomycetes, Helotiales, Ploettnerulaceae. Gene Ontology annotation, biological process: regulation of transcription by RNA polymerase II; DNA-templated transcription. The coding region runs from base 1 to 3132 and encodes 1043 amino acids.